GCGACUGCAACGUCGGAGCAGUGACGACGGACCGUCCUCAGCGUCCCAACCAACCUUUAAACCAAAACCAAAACCAAACCAAACCAAACAAAACAAAAAACAUAAAUAAUAGCAACAAAGGAGCAACCAUAAAAGAGCCCCAACUUAAAACUAAACCAAGUACAAAAUGCUUGCCUAGCUAAAAAAAAACAAAAACAAAAAACAAAAGGGAAACCAAUUGCGCAUAUAGUGCGCGUAUAGUGCAAAAUAUAAUAAUUUAAUCAACUGUGAUAUAAGUUUUUUUUCGUUGGUCCUCCAGACCAGACCAAAGCAACCUCUUACCUGAAAAAAAUUCAAACACAAAAACAAACCCAAACCCCAGUAAGAUGUCCGUUCCCAUGAUAUUGACCCCGAUGGAACACCAAAGCUCGGACGAGCACAUGCAAAAUUGUGCCGCAUACGUGGAGGCCGCCACCGUGCCACCGGGCGCCCUCAUCAAGUAUGGAACGGCCAAUGAGCUGGAGCCGUCGGCCACCGGCGCAGUCACCGGUGCAGGUGCAGGUGCCGGUGCCGGGGCCUCCUGCAAGCCGACGCUGAGGGAGUUCAACGUGAGACUGGAGACUCCCCUGGCGCCGGAGGAGCGCCUGGGACUGACUGGCGACGUGAAGGCCCUGGGCGAGUGGCAGCUCUCGCGCUGCGUGCCCCUGGACUCCCUCGACGAGCUCAACUGGCAGGCCACGGUGCCGCUGCAGUCGUGUCGUCAGCUGGAAUACCGCUACUUUGUCUACGUGGAGGAUCUGUCCGGCUACAAGCAGAUCCGCCGCUGGGAGACGCACUUCAAGCCGCGCUCCCUGGGUCCCUGCUCGGAGAUUCAGUGCAGCCAGAUCGACGUGUUCGGCAUAACCGCGGACAAUGCGGAUCUGAAGCCGCAGGUCCAUCGCGGCUGGCUUAAUCACGAGGUGAUUGUCCAGCUCAAGUUCAACAGCGAAAAGAUGUUCCAAGUGCACGACAUCGAAACCUUCGAUCCCCAGCAUGUCCAGCUGAAGAUCGUGCCCGUGGAGAUGACCGCUGGCCUCCUGGUGGAGUACACCAAGCAGGAGUACGGCAAGAGUCAGCUGGAGAAUCAGCCCACAUUCGGAGUGCCCUAUACCAAGGGCGACAUUGUCAUCUUCCACAUAACAGUGCCGCUCGAGAAGAUGCUGCAGCAGCACUUCCGUCUGGACUGCUACACCAUGUCCAACGAGCUCCUGGGCAGCGCCAAUCUUGUCAGCUCGGAGCUGACGGGCAGCGAGGGACUCCUCCAUCUGCGCAUCAAGUCGGCCAGCGAUGCCGAGGAGACCUUGGCCCGACUCCGUUUGCCGUAUGUCAUUGUCCAGCCGUACCGGUACUCGCCGCUGGACUUCAAGACCACCUAUGCCCACUAUUGGCCCAAGAGCUGGCCCAAUCUGGACGUGGGACAUCGCGGCAACGGCAAGAGCUACAUUGCCGAUGCCCCGGCGGAGAGGGAGAACACGAUUGCCUCCUUCCUGAGUGCCCACGAGCACAAUGCGGACAUGAUUGAGCUGGAUAUCCACCUCACGGCCGACGGAGUGCCAGUGAUUUAUCACGACUUUGGCCUGCGCACCGCCCCGCCUGGCAAGCAGAUCAGCAAGCCGGACCAACUGGAAUACGUCCUGAUCAAGGACAUCAACUAUGAGCUGCUCAAGCGCCUGCGCAUCUUCUCUGUGAUCAAUGGGCGGGUGGUGGAGUAUCCCUCGCACAAUGCCGAGUCCCGACCCGCACAUCGCAUCUUUCCGCGCCUCGUGGAGGUGCUCGACGAGCUGCCCAAAUCCCUGGGCAUCGAUGUGGAGAUCAAGUGGCCGCAGCGUCGCCAAGGCGGUGGCAGCGAGGCCGAGCAGACGAUCGACAAGAACUUCUUUGCUGACCGUGUGCUGCACCAGGUGAUCCAGCAUGGCUGCGGGCGUCCCAUCAUUUUCUCCAGCUUCGACGCCGACAUGUGCACCAUGUUGCGCUUCAAGCAGAACGUCUUUCCUGUGAUGUACCUCACCCAGGGCCAGACGAAGAAAUGGCAGCCGUUCCUUGACCUGCGAACGAGGACCUUCGAGGCGGCCGUCAACAAUGCCCAGGCCUUCGAGCUGGCCGGCACCGCACCCCAUGCCGAGGACUUCCUCGGCGAGAACGCCGCCCAGAUGCUCCAGCGGGCCAAGGACCUGGGCCAGAUCGCCGUCGUCUGGGGCGACGACUGCAACUCGCGGGAGCGUGUCAAGUAUUUCACACAGAUUGGGGCCACGGCCACGUGCUACGAUCGCAGCGAUCUCUACAUGCCCGAUGGCAAGCAGGAAGCGUUCUUCAAGUCUCCGGCCCUGAUGGCCGAAUUCGCGGCGCAGUGCCGGGUGUAGGCGGGGUGUAGGGGCGGGUAGAUCUUAGAGCCUAAGUUAAUCGUUAAUCUUGUAAAGAAACCUAUUUUUGUAUAUUUAUUUGGAAACGUAACGUAAGAAAGAGAAAUGUGAGAAGGGGCAUCACCGAAGGGGAAGAAGCGCAGCUUCAAAAUGUUGUUUAUUAAAUUAUAGUUUCCAACGUUGUCCAAACGGAAACCGAAACAUGUGAAGCCAUCAUAUGGCCAUAAUUAGAAAGAAAAAAGAAACCCCCAUUCCCCCAGAGCAUGGGAGGAAUUCCCCUCAAAAUUAAGUAGCAACAUAAAAGACAAUGAGAGAAGAAAGCGAUGCAAAAAGUUGAGAAAAGAAAACAAAAGAUGAGAAUGAGAAUUGCAAAUACACAUAUAUUUAUGUACACCUAAUACCUGCUAUAAAUCGUUAAAUACCUCAAUGCAAAAUGUGCAAAAAACAAAAAACAAAAAAAAAACCAGAGCUACAUAAUUGCAAAUAAUUUUGAAAACUUUUAUGCAAAAAUACUACAUAGAAAAUUUGCUAUUUGCUUUCACAUAUUUAAUAAUUAUUGGGGAUUUUUUAUACCAUUUUGUAGUGUUAGUUUUCGUCUAUGUUUAAGCAAAGAGUCUUUUUGUUUUUGUUCUAUUUGAAUGGCUUAAAUGCAAUGAAAUUUACAAGCAAUUU
Molecule: messenger RNA, 3050 nt
Organism: Drosophila miranda
Lineage: Eukaryota; Metazoa; Arthropoda; Insecta; Diptera; Drosophilidae
Product: glycerophosphocholine phosphodiesterase GPCPD1
Exons: 2
Coding region: 366-2378 (670 amino acids)
Biological process (GO): glycerophospholipid catabolic process
Molecular function (GO): starch binding; glycerophosphocholine phosphodiesterase activity
Source: RefSeq, a predicted model, not a curated record